AUGACAGACAUAAAAAUAAUUGAAGACAAAAGAGAGCUAGAUACAUAUCUAUCUAUCUAUCUAUCUAUCUGUCUGUCUAUCUAUCUAUCUAUCUAUCUAUCUAUCUAUCUAUCUGUCUGUCUGUCUGUCUAUCUGUCUAUCUAUCUAUCUAUCUAUCUCAGUCUCUUUAUUAUCUAUCAAUCUAUCUCAGUCUAUUCAUUACCUAUCUGUCUGUCUGUCUAUCUAUCUAUCUAUCUAUCUAUCUAUCUAUUUCAGUCUGUUCAUUAUAUAUCUAUCUAUCCAUUCUUUUAUAUAUUUCAGUCUAUUUUCUAUCUAUCUCAGUCUGUUCAGAUAUUUAUCCAUCUAUUACAGUUUACUUAUUAUCUAUCUAUCUAUCUAUCGAUCUAUCGAUCUAUCUAUCUAUCUAUUUCAGUCCGUUCAUUAUCGAUCUAUGUAUCUAUUUCAAAGUGUUCAUUAUCUCUCUCUCUGACUCUCUCUCUCUCUCUAUCUAUCUAUCUAUCUAUCUCGAGUGGCAGGAGUCUCACACUCUCUCUCUCUCUCUCUCUCUCUCGCUCUCUCGCUCACUCUCUGUAUCUCUGUCUCUCUCAUGCUUAA
This is a messenger RNA of Acanthosepion pharaonis, 594 nucleotides long. The record is from the annotation of a GenBank genome assembly. NCBI's taxonomy places the organism in Eukaryota, Metazoa, Mollusca, Cephalopoda, Sepiida, Sepiidae.